GUGGAACUUCCUGCUACAAACAAUGAAUAAGACAGAGCAGAGGAAGUCAAAGCAAAAGGAGAACUAGAGCUUGUUAUUUUGGGAUAUUUUGCAAUAAAUGUAACACAAAUGAGUUGCUUUCGAUCUUUUCGCGACAGUACUGUAUCAGAAAGAUCAAACACUAUGUUAAAAAAAAAGAAAAAAAAAAGUGAAGUAGACGAGCCAGUUACAGUUGCCAAUUUGUCAGGAUCAAAAAAUGGAGGAAAACAUUCUUGUCAAUGAGUUCUAUUGUGUUAGCCAAGUAAUCAACGAGUGAGGAUGGUUUUCUGCGUCCCAGCCACUUAAAAUGUGAGACAAUAUUUUCUCCUUACAACUGAGUUCCUCUUACUACCUCUUUUAGCUGUCACGCUAUUGAUGCUGUCAUUUUUGCCUUCAACGUCUUCCUGUUAAGUUGUUGCCUUGCAGCAUUUGCAGUAUUUCAGCGCAGUCUGUGGGAGUGACACGAUGGACUGGCUCACAUCUACUACACUUAUCAUCACAGUAUAUAAAGUUGCAGUUGGUUUCAAUAUUGACCCUGUGGCUUGGAAGACCUUGAGGAACCCCGCAGAAGGUUUUGGCUACCAGAUAGUACAAAGACAAUCCGAAUUGCUAGUCAGUGCGCCCCUCGCUCAAUAUUCACAAAACAGACGGGGGCAAAUCUUUAAAUGCUCCACUGAGUCCUGCAGUGCGCUACAAAUUUCAGUGCCGGGUUUUGCCGUCAACAUGUCGCUUGGUUUGAGCAUGACAACUGAUCCAUCCACAAAAGAUGCCAUGGUAUGUGGUCCGACCAUCCCGAAAGACUGCGGAAGCAUCACCAUGUACAACGGUGUGUGCUUGGUGCUAGACUCUUCUGAUCGCCUCAAACCUCCCAUCCCUUCUUCUCUUGAUGAGUGUCGAAGUGAAGCGGACAUCGCAUUUCUGCUGGACGGCUCGGGCAGCGUAGAUUGGAAAGACUUUGAAAAAAUGAAGACUUUUGUCAUUAAUCUCAUCGGCUUCUUUGUGGCCAAAGAUUCCAAGUUUGCCAUUGUCCAAUUCUCUAACAAACCCAUCAUCCAUUACAAUUUUAAUAAUUUCAAUGUUAACACCUGGAGAGCUGACAUUAAUGGAAUAAGGCAGUUAAGAGGAGCGACGAACACAGCCAAGGCCAUUCGGAGUGUUAUGAAUGAUGUCUUUUCAGAAGACACAGGUUCAAGGCCCAACGUGAAGAAGAUUCUAAUAGUGAUCACUGAUGGAGAAUCUAGUGACAGUUAUGAUUUGGUAGCAGCAGUAGAUAUAGCCAAAAGAAAAAAUAUAGUUCGAUUUGCUAUCGGGGUGGGGAGCGCAUUUGAAAAGCAAAAGGCGAAAAGGGAGCUGAACACCAUCGCGUCUUCUCCCUCAACAAAGCAUGUGUUUCAAGUGCAGAACUUCAACGCGCUUGACGCAAUACAGCAGACUUUGCAGGACAGCAUCUUUGCGAUUGAAGGAUCUCAAUCGAGCGGCGAGAAGCUGAAAAUGGAGAUGGCCCAGCGGGGAUUCAGCGCUGCCUUUAUACCUGGGGGAGUACAGAUUGCGUCUGUCGGUGCAAACGAAUGGAGAGGUGGCUUCCAAACGUACAUGGGCCAGGGAGGAACUUCCUAUUUGCCUAUGAACAUUGAUCCUGACAGCUAUCUGGGUUAUUCCAUAACAGUUGCCCAAACGCGCUUCUCAAGUGUGACCGUACUUGGUGCUCCGAGAUACCAACACAGAGGAGUUGUGAUGGUGAUUUCCCAAAACAGGCUUGGCCAAACAAUAGAUCCCUUCAAUUGGCAGUAUCAGAUCGGUGAAUAUUUCGGGGCAGUGGUUUGUGCCAUGGACGUGAAUCGGGACAAGAGCACAGAUGUGAUCCUCAUAUCCGCCCCCAUGUUUGUGGAGGAUGAUAGAGAGGGGAGGGUUUAUGUUUGCAACAUGAUCCGCUUGCAAGUUGAGUGUCGGUUCGAGUCUCCGGUAGUCCUGAGAGGAGCCCAAUCCCCCAGAGGACGGUUCGGUUCUUCCCUUGCGAUACUUCCUGACCUCAACUCAGAUGGACUCAAUGACUUGGCGGUUGGGGCGCCGUUGGAGGAUGACGGACAAGGCAGCGUCUACAUAUUUCACGGCGAGCGAAGAGGGAUCUCAACUACUUUCUCACAGAGGAUUGCUGGCUCAGAAUUCAAGUCAAGACUCCGGUUCUUCGGCAUGUCCAUAAGCCAGUCCUCUGCGGACCUCAGCAGGGACGGCCUGCCUGACCUUGCGGUGGGUUCAAAAGGAACAGUCACCUUACUCAGAUCCAAACCCAUUGUGUUGGUAGAAAGCAUACUUUCCUACACCCCGAAACAAGUCACGACGAUUGCUAACUGCGACAAUCCAAAGCUCUUCCUUGCAGACAUCUGCUUUAUGAUGAGCAAACAAUCGAACGUGCAAGGAGCGAAAGCAAGAGUUAAUUAUACUUUAACGCUGGAUGCCAACCGCAAGGUGCCCAAUAACCGAGCUUACAUCAGUGACAAGAACCGGGAAAAGGGCGGGACCAUGGUUCUCGAUUUAGCAAGGCCACAAUGCUUAAGUGUCAAAUUCUACAUCGAGCCCUGCCCAGAAGAUGCUUUGAAUCCUCUUCACAAUGAGCUCCGACUCUCAUUUGAGGGUUUGCCCGCUGCCAAUAACCUGAGCCCGAGUCUGGCACAACAGGCCCAGAUGACCACCAUUCAUCUGUUGGCCUUUGAGAUCGACUGUGGCAAAGACAAGGAAUGUGUAGACGACCUCAAACUGGAUUUCAACUUCAGCAGAUCCUUGGAGGUUAAAGUGGGCAUUGAUGAGCUCUUGAAUGUCACCGUAUCCGUCGAGAACCUGGGCGAAAACUCCUACAACACCCUUGUCGUUCUCACGUACCCAGCUGCAUUCUCCUACAGGAAAUUUACCGUCCUGCAGGGACGUGUUGAGUGCAACUCCUUGGACGGUGAAGGCGUCGUAUCUCGGGGAAAGACAGACUGCACCAUUGACAAGCCCAUUUUCAGGAGUAACUCAACGGCUGUCUUUGUGGUUUCGUACGGGAUCGAAACCGAAAGCCAACUGGACAACAGGAUAUAUGUCACAGCUAAUGCAACAAGUGGGAACGAGCGCCACUCGGCUCUAAGCCAACUUUACAAAGUGAAAGACAUUGGUGUGAAGUACAGCAUUUUUGUUACAAUGGAAAGUUCUCUACGCUACAUCAAUUUCACUUACGGAAAAAAUGACAUGCAGAAGUCAGUCCAGCAAUCCGUUCUGGUUUCCAACAACAUCCGAGCCUUUAAUGUCACAGUGGUGAUCAGGGUGCCCGUGAAGCUUGGUGAAAAGGACAUCUGGGCAAAUCUGAGCACUUUGCAGAUUCCAGACUGCCAAUACAGCAAUGAGGAAAGAGCUAAGGUCAUAAAUUUUGUUGGUCAGCUGCAAAAAAAUAAGAUAGUGGACUGCUCGGUGGCCACAUGCAGGGUGUUCAAGUGCAAUAGAUUCAUGGGAAGGCUAGAGGGCACGCGGUACACAAUAUCUGCCAAUAUGAGUGCAGCAUGGAUCCAGCAGAUUGGACUCGACAAGGCCAAGUACAUCUUUACCAGCACAGUCAGUCUGGAAUAUGACAAGAACCAGUACAUCUUCUUUUCGACAUCGUCUAUUAACAACCCUCCCGUGCGCAAGAUUGAAACAGAGGUAGAAGUGUAUCCCCAACCAGACUUUACCAAAGAGAUAGUCGGGGGAUCCUUAGGGGGGGUGGCUAUACUGGUUAUACUCUCAGCUGUCCUUUAUAAGGCUGGAUUUUUCAAGAGUAAAUACAAAGAGAUGAUUAAUGAUGCCGACGGCGCAGAAACAGACGGCGCAGUGAGAGACGAGGCCACGCUCAUGCCGGAAUGAAAACACAUUUUAAAAAUGAAAAAAUAAUUUCAGCCU
Phyllopteryx taeniolatus (common seadragon) is the source of this 3924-nucleotide messenger RNA. RefSeq names its product integrin alpha-M-like. The coding region runs from base 484 to 3888 and encodes 1134 amino acids. NCBI's taxonomy places the organism in Eukaryota, Metazoa, Chordata, Actinopteri, Syngnathiformes, Syngnathidae. The transcript is spliced from 30 exons. Gene Ontology annotation, cellular component: integrin complex; external side of plasma membrane. Gene Ontology annotation, biological process: cell-matrix adhesion; integrin-mediated signaling pathway; cell-cell adhesion. The record is from RefSeq and is a predicted model, not a curated record. Gene Ontology annotation, molecular function: integrin binding.